Messenger RNA from Fonticula alba, 3222 nucleotides. RefSeq lists its product as hypothetical. The transcript is spliced from 11 exons. Gene Ontology annotation, biological process: transcription by RNA polymerase III. The coding region runs from base 129 to 3053 and encodes 974 amino acids. Gene Ontology annotation, molecular function: protein binding. Gene Ontology annotation, cellular component: transcription factor TFIIIC complex. The record is from RefSeq and is a predicted model, not a curated record. NCBI's taxonomy places the organism in Eukaryota, Rotosphaerida, Fonticulaceae.
GCCAGCCCUCCCGGCCGCCGCGUCCUUUCCUCCGCUCUGCUUCUCCCUCUCAGCCUCCGGUCCCCCUCGCCCUACCCCUCCUCCGCCUGACACCCCUGCCGCACAUUGUGCACUACACAGGUGCCGCUAUGCCGCCAAGGAGGGCCAAAUCCGCCGGCCAGGCAGACUCGGCCGCCGGCCGGCCACGCCAACAAACCCUGCUGGAGCUCAGCAAGCUCGAGCAACAGGCCGUGACCCCUGCCAUUCCGGACGAGCCAGCCAAACGACCCCGCCCUGGGGAUGUCAUCCCACCCAUCACUGGGGCUGCGACUUCUCAGGACCAGCCCCGGCGUAGCGCCCGCUCUCGGGCCGCCCCGCGCCGGCUGCUGGCCCGCCUCCAGGACACCAGCCCCGAAGAAGAAGAAGAAGAAGAAGAUGAUGAUGAUGAUGACACCGACCACGAUGACGAUGUCACUGAUCAGACCCGCCUGGAUGGCACCUCCAGCGACUCCGGAUCCUCGACUCCCUCCCCCUCGGACGACGAGGAUGGGGACAAGGGCGGGGGUCGCGGCCGUCGGGCCGCCUCGGCCGGUGUCGCCGCCGCAACCCCUCCCAAGCCCCGUAAGACUCCGGGGGCCCCCUCUGCCAAGCCAGAGAAGCUCCGGUUCCCGGUAUCGCUCACCCUGAGCAAGACCUCCAAGAUGGAGGACUUCCCCGCCUUCAACCAUGAGGACGAGGCGUCCUUCAAUCCUCUUCACCUGGCAGCACGCCUGCUCUUGGAGAAGUACCCGGGCCUCCGGGUUACGCUUCCCUUCCGAGCGGCCAAAACCAAGAAGAACCCCAUCCAAUGCCCGAUCAUGGGUUGCAACAAGGAAUUUACCACACACCUGGGGAUGAACUACCACCGGCAGUCACACCUCCACUCGCUGGGGGAUUUUCUCAGCGCCGCCCACACGCAUUUGUCCCUUUCGCCAUCUCAACUCCACAGCUACCUCACUCGAGUGGGGGACUCCGUGCUGCAGGUGAAUUUCGAGGUGACCGGCAUGUUUCAGGCCUGUCGGACAUUGGAUUUCAUCAUUGGCGAGCAUACGGCCGUUGAGCUGGCCUCCCCCAACCGGAAGCGCCCCCGGCCGCGGCAGUUUGCAACGGUCCGCUCGCCGGCCGACCUGAUCGCCACCGGUGAAUUGGCCGGCACCGGCCUGGCAGACAUGUCGCCGGUUGACUCGCAGUCCGGACGGGCACCCCUCCCGCUGGCCCUGCUACAGGGAGUGGUCACCAUGACCCGGCCGCAGCUGAACAAGUCCAGCCUGCCCCCGGCCCUGACGUCGAUUGUCUUUCAUUCACCGGUUCCCCGGGCCACGCGCAAGAAUUUGAUCGAGCUGGUGUCGCGAUCGUCGAAGGUGAAUUUGCAGGCGGCUGUCUGGCGCGCACGCCGGAAGCCGGUGGACUCCUUCCAUGUGGGCCCGAUGGCCGGAACAGCCCCCGCCACAGGGCGCACACCUUUCCCGGGGCUCGUGUGCUCCCGGGGAUCGGUCUCGCUGCCGGCAUCGGAAACCGUGGCCGCGGUGGCCGACGUCCUCUCGGCCCGGCCAGCCCCCUCCUUCUCGCUGACCUCGGUCGAGACCCUCCCCGGGGCCAAGAUCCUCGGCAUCAACAACCCGAAGAUGGCAUAUGCACUCCCGCCCCUUUCGGCCCUGUCAUUGGAUCCCCUCGCCCAGUCGAUCGUCAAUGCGGGUGGCGACAUCCGCUCCCUUGCCUGGGCGCCAGUGGCACAUCGCGAUCAUGCUCCGCUGCUUGCGGUGAGCGCCACCCCGGCGUCACCCUUCACCGACGUCGAGCCGCAGCUGAGCUUCUACGACUUUUGUGACCAGCCGGGCUUGAUUCAAAUUUGGAGCACCAGCGACACUCCCACUUUGCAGAUGUGCAUCUCCCACUCCUCGGGCAUCUGCUGUGAUAUGGCAUGGUGCCCGGCGCCCUUUGGCUCGGACCUCACGCAAGACCAGCCGCCAGCCGACCCCGACGAUCGGUCCACCUUUCCGCGUCUCGGACUGUUGGCAUGCGCCUUCUCCGAUGGCACGAUCAAGAUCUUCUCGGUCCCCUGCCCUCGAGCCCUCCAGACAUCGUGGACCUCCUUCAAUGCCUCGCUUCACCCCACCCUCCGGUGUCCUGUCAUUGCCCUUGUGCCAGUGCGUGAUGUCCCGCUCUCCGGGGUAUCGGCCGACGAUUUGAUCAAUGGCCGGGCACCGCCGCAUGCGUCGGGCCUUUGCCUUUCCUGGCACACCCACACCGAUGGGGCCCUUCUGGCAGCCGGCUUGUCAUCCGGCUUCGUGGUGGUUAUUUCCCUGGAUGCGGACUCGGCGCCGUUGGACACCGCAGACCGGGAUCCAGCCUCCGAGGCAGCCGCCACGCGCCGGACCUCCGAGUCGCUGCUGGACGUGGCCGCAUGCUUCCGCGCGCACCUCAAGGCGGUCCGGGCGCUGAGCUUCUGCCCCUUCGAUGGCACCAAGCUCCUGACCGCCUCCGAUGAGGGGGCCACUGCCAUUUGGGACAUCACCAUCCCCAGUGCCCCACUGACCAUGACCCGCGCUCGUUCUAUCAGCCAAAGCGUCGGCUGGACCCUCCUGCCCAUGGGGUUUUAUUAUGCCGAGGAUUCCUUCCUCAAUGUGUGCUCCUUCGAAGACUCGAUCACCUCGUUGUCCUUCACUCGGCAACUGGAGCACUCGGGCAGCUUGAUGUCAUCGGAUGUCUCCACCGAUCAUGGUGUCAUCGCAUCGGUCGGCUCCGAUGGUGUCCUCCAGGCCAUGGUCAACCAGACAUACAUGCGGCACAAGCUCCCCUCGGUGGCCCUGCUGUCGCUCACCCCCUGCCUGCCGACUCCGGAGCAGCGGACCUCCCAACAGUUUGUUCCAAACCAUUGGCGCAUGCAAUUGGGCAUGCGAGAGGCGGAAAAACCCUCCAAGGAGGUGGUCUUCCACCCGGGCCAGUGCUGGACGAGCGUUCGCUGGGCCGCAACCGGGCCACUGCUCGCGGCCGGGUCCGGCCUCGGCACGGUGCACAUCAUUCGGCUAACCUGACGAAUACAUACCCACACACCCGCAGGGCCCUUCCCCCUCCCUUGGGAGACUCCUGCCGGUUGGAAGCCCGACAGCUGAGUAAAUUGCACCACACACUGCCCAUGUAUCCAUCGGAGUAGGAGGGGAGCGACGCGAGGGCAGGAGGCGCAGAAUAAUGCCGUAUAUUGCA